This is a messenger RNA of Mesorhabditis belari, 3558 nucleotides long. The record is from the annotation of a GenBank genome assembly. NCBI's taxonomy places the organism in Eukaryota, Metazoa, Nematoda, Chromadorea, Rhabditida, Rhabditidae.
AUGGCGGUGGUUCCUAAAGAACGAAAGAAGGUCACGGCUCUCCUCGAAGCUGAAGCCCGAAUUCAAGAAAAAUGGGAAAACUCGAAGGCUUUUGAGUGUGAUGCACCUGACAACAAAUCGGAGAAGUACUUGACAACGUUUCCAUAUCCCUAUAUGAACGGUCGUCUUCAUUUGGGGCAUACGUUCACUAUCUCGAAAUGUGAGUUUUCUGUUGGUUAUCAACGCAUGAUUGGAAAGAAGUGCUUAUUUCCCUUUGGUUUUCAUUGCACCGGAAUGCCUAUCAAGGCGUGUGCUGAUAAGCUGAAGCGAGAAAUGGAGGAUUACGGCUUUCCACCCAACUUUCCUACUAUCGAAGAGGAAGAAGUCGUUGAGAAAAAUGCAAUCGACGAGAUUACAAAGGACAAAAGCAAGGGUAAAAAGAGCAAAGCGGUGGCAAAACAAGGAGCUGGAAAGUAUCAAUGGCAGAUCAUGAAGUCAUUGGGAUUAAACGAUGACGAAAUUGUUCAGUUUGCUGAUGCAAAUUAUUGGCUCGAUUAUUUUCCACCACAUUGUAUUGCUGAUUUGAAGAAAAUGGGCUUGAAGGUAGAUUGGAGGCGUUCUUUUAUUACCACUGAUGCGAAUCCUUAUUAUGAUUCGUUUGUGCGAUGGCAAUUUAUGCGGCUUCAUGAGGCCAAGAAGAUCGACUUUGGCAAAAGAUACUCGGUAUACUCUCCCAAAGAUGGGCAGCCUUGUAUGGACCACGAUCGUGCUUCGGGUGAAGGUGUUGGACCCCAAGAGUACACGUUGAUUAAAUUGAAAGUGGUUUCGCCGGUACCAAAGAUCCUGCAGAAGAUUACCGUCCCAAUUUACCUUGUUGCCGCUACACUUCGACCAGAAACAAUGUAUGGCCAAACAAAUUGCUAUUUGCAUCCGGAUAUUGCUUACUCGGCAUUUUAUGCUGGACCCGAAGAAAAUCAUGUCUUUAUUGCGACAGCACGAUCAGCAAGGAAUAUGUCCUACCAAAAUCUCACGGCUAAAUUUGGUGAAAUCAAAUUUGUUGAAGGACUCGAGAAGGUUUUUGGACGCGAUAUAUUGGGAGCUGGUCUAGAGGCACCCUUGGCUCACUAUCCAAAAGUCUAUGCACUGCCUAUGCUUACAAUUAAAGACGAUAAAGGCACGGGUGUUGUGACAUCGGUACCCUCGGAUUCUCCUGAUGAUUUUGCUGCGCUCGGUGACUUGAAAAAGAAAAAGCCUCUACGAGAGAAAUAUGGCAUUACGGAUGAGAUGGUCUUGCCGUUUGAGCCGGUACCGAUUAUAGAAAUUGAAGGACUUGGGAAUUUGGCGGCGAAAGAAAUUUGUGAACGGCUGAAGAUUGAGAGUCAAAACGAGAAAGAUAAGCUUGAGGAAGCCAAGAAAGAAGUUUAUCUCAAGGGAUUUUAUGAUGGGGUGAUGCUAGUUGGUGCCUACAAGGGCGAAAAGACUUCUGUGGCAAAACCAAAGAUUCAAGCAGAAUUGAUCUCAUCUGGGCAAGCGGACAAAUAUGUUGAACCGGAAAAGAAAGUGAUUUCUCGAAGUGGAGAUGAAUGUGUUGUUGCUCUAUGUGAUCAAUGGUAUUUGAAUUACGGAGAGCCAGAGUGGAAAUUGGAAGCCAAAAAAGCACUUGCACAAAUGAAUACCUAUUCGGAUGAGGUUCGAAGAAGCUUUGAGUACACGAUUGAUUGGCUUCACGAAUAUGCAUGCUCAAGAAGUUAUGGCUUAGGAACUCGGCUACCAUGGGACGAGCAAUGGUUGAUUGAAUCUCUCUCCGAUUCAACUAUUUACAAUUCUUACUACUCGGUGGCGCACUUAUUGCAAGGUGGAUCCCUGAAUGGAGCUGUCCCAGGGCCACUUGGCAUCAGCGCGAAGAGCAUGACACCAGAAACUUGGGAUUAUAUCUAUCUUGGACACAAGUACGACGCUUCGAAAAUGCCUGUCUCAGAAGAAAAGCUUAAGGCUUUGCGCAAAGAAUUUUUGUUUUGGUAUCCGAUUGAUAUGCGUGUUUCCGGCAAGGAUCUAGUGACAAACCAUCUUACUUAUUUACUCUUCAUUCACACUGCCAUUUGGAAGGAUCAACCCCAAUUUUGGCCGAAGAGUGUUCGAGCCAACGGACAUUUGUUGAUAAACAAUGAAAAAAUGUCGAAAAGCACCGGGAAUUUCUUGACACUUACGGAAAGUAUUGAGCGUUUUUCUGCCGAUGGUAUGCGCUUUUCAUUGGCCGAUGCUGGGGAUGGUGUCGAAGACGCUAACUUUGUGUUUACAAUGUCUGAUGCUGCAAUUCUGAGGCUUUACAACAUGUUAGAAUGGAUCCAAGAGAUGAUCUCGCUGCGCAAAGAUAAAAGCUUCCGUAAGACGAACGCAAAUCGUUUCUGUGACAAGGUGUUUGCAAACGAAAUGAACAAAUUGGUCAAUGAGACUGCUCAACAUUAUGAGAAAACUAAUUUCAAGGAGGCCUUACUGAGUGGUUUCUUCCAAUAUCAGGCUGCUCGUGAUCAAUAUCGUGAUGUUUGUGGUGGUGAUUUGGAAAUGAAUGAAGAUCUAGUGUUUCGAUUUAUUGAAACGCAAGCAUUGAUUCUGUCUCCAAUUUGCCCGCACAUAGGAGAACAGAUCUGGGAACUCCUUGGAAAGGAAAAAAUGAUCGUAAACGAAUUAUGGCCAAAGACGGAGCCUGUCGAUGAGCAGGUUCUCAAAGAGUGGGCCUUCUUCGAAGAAGCAGUUCGAGGCUUCCGACUCAAGUUAAUAGCUUACAUGAAUCCCAAAAAGAAAGGAGUUCCUCUGCCAGAAGCACCAACAAUCGCAACAAUUUAUGUUGCUAAAGAAUAUCCUGGAUGGCAACGAUCAGUGCUUGAAAUUCUAAACCAGCAAUAUCAGGCCAACAAUAAUCAGCUCCCCGACAACAAAAUAAUUUCUGGAAUCAUUGCCAAGGAUGAAGCUUUGAAAAAGCAUGGAAAGAAAACAAUGCCAUUUGUUCAAAUGAUGCGAGAGCUUUUUGAGAAGAAAGGCGUCUCAGCUUUUGCCAUUCAGUCACCUUUUGAUCAAGCUCAUGUGAUUCAGCAAAAUAUCGAUUAUCUCUUGAACUCGCUCGAUCUUGACAAGAUCUUGAUUCAACACACUGAUGAGGAAGGACUUGACCCAACAAUCGUCGAAGCCGUUUGCCCUGGAUCGCCAUUAAUAGUCUACAUCGCAGAUCCGGAAGGAGUUACUGUUGAAGCGCGUAACGCCGAGAUAUGCAACGGUCUUUUCUCUACCCUUGUUCGAGUGACGGAGGAUGAGACGGUUACUGGCUUGAUCAGAAAAUUGAGAAGAGCUAAUCGAGCUAUUAAACCUCGGUUUGAUAUUAAACUUUAUCGUUUUACCGAUCAAGAACUGGGAGAUCGUUCAAUGGGCGAUUGUAGGAGCCCAUACAAUGGCAAGGACUUGAUUUCAGAAAAUGCUAUUUUUUCAAUUGAUAUUCCGGCUCGUUGUGCUUAUAUAAAGAUUGAUGGGCAAAAGAUUCCAAUCGGACGUUCGAUUGUUUAUCAAGCUUGUCAAAAUGAAUGUGCA